AUGACAUAUUAGCUGGCCACUCGUUAUUAUUCUCCAUUCUUUUAUAAAUAAUUAAUAUUUCUUCCAUUUUUUUCCCCAACUGGUUCUCUGAAACUACAAACUCGAACAGAGAAUCCAGAUGCCUUUUUGAGAUUUUCUCGGGAAAACAAAGGUUCAUUUCAACUCUAGAUUGUCUUCCCGGACAAAGGAGAUCUGUGAAGUCAAAGUAGAAGAAGUAGAAGAGUUUGUUUGGAGUGGUUUGUGGAUCAGAAAGGUCACUGCUUUGAUCCUCUUGAGACACGUGGCGAAAUGGGUAUGGAGUCAUGUUGAUGAUGUCCAAGUCCCAGAGUUCGUCUAACAUUCUUCUUCUGUCUCCAAUGCCUUUGUCUUGUUUCUGAUACUUAAGAUCUUCAGAUCCGUUCUUUUCCUCUUUUCCUUUUGGUUGGUUGAAACAAAGUUGAGAGAAAAAGACAGCAGCAAAAAUGUUGAGAAACAAACCGACAAAUCUCCCGGCGACUAACGGCGGCAGAGUCUCCGGCGCCGGUGGUGGCGGUGGUGGCGGCAGGGAGUCAGGCGGUCAUGAUUGGGAGAUGAGACCGGGAGGAAUGUUGGUUCAGAAAAGGAACCCGGACUCGGAUCCUGUCGGAGCUAAACCGCCACCGAUGAUUAGAGUCAGAGUCAAGUUUGGUUCGGUCUACCAUGAGAUCAGUAUUAGUCCUCAUGCUUCAUUUGGGGAGCUAAAGAAGAUGUUGAGUGGACCAACGGGUAUUCACCAUCAAGACCAGAAGCUAAUGUAUAAAGACAAAGAAAGAGACUCAAAGGCCUUUCUUGACGUUUCGGGAGUGAAAGAUAAAUCCAAGAUGGUGCUUAUCGAGGACCCGAUUAGCCAAGAGAAACGUUUCUUGGAGAUGAGGAAGAUCGCCAAAACCGAAAAGGCGUCUAAAGCGAUUUCCGAUAUUAGCCUCGAAGUUGACAGGCUCGGAGGACGUGUUUCGGCGUUUGAGAUGGUUAUUAAAAAAGGAGGGAAAGUUGCGGAGAAAGAUCUUGUUACGGUGAUUGAGUUGUUGAUGAAUGAGUUGAUUAAGUUGGAUGGGAUUAUAGCUGAAGGAGAUGUCAAGUUACAAAGAAAGAUGCAGGUGACGAGAGUGCAAAACUAUGUGGAAACACUUGAUGUUUUGAAGGUGAAGAACUCUAUGGCUAAUGGGCAGCAGAAACAGUCUAGUCGUCAGAGACUGGCAACGAUUCAAGAACAGAAACCGAUACAAUCACUUAUGGACAUGCCUAUAAACUACAAACAAAAGAAGCAUGAGAUUGAGGAGGAGCCUAGAAACUCAGAAGCAGGACCAAAUCCUAUGGAUUCUUCUACUAAAUGGGAAACAUUUGAUCAUCAUACCGCGACGACUACUCCAUUGAGCUCGAAUACAGCAAAUAAUCAUGCCAUCCCACCAAGGUUCAAUUGGGAAUUCUUUGAUUGA
Molecule: messenger RNA, 1454 nt
Organism: Eruca vesicaria subsp. sativa (arugula)
Lineage: Eukaryota; Viridiplantae; Streptophyta; Magnoliopsida; Brassicales; Brassicaceae
Source: the annotation of a GenBank genome assembly